Molecule: messenger RNA, 906 nt
Organism: Cylicocyclus nassatus
Lineage: Eukaryota; Metazoa; Nematoda; Chromadorea; Rhabditida; Strongylidae
Source: the annotation of a GenBank genome assembly
UUAGUCAUUGUUAUUGUCUGCUAUUUCUAGUCUUCUAAUAAAUUUUUCUAUUACUCUCUCUAUCCCCACCUGGACAUCCGCCCUCGCACUAACGAACCCGGUUAGUGCGUGACAUGAGAAAUUUCUGACCCAUAGAAUGCCAGCAUAGUGCCGCACACAUUAAGAAUGGUAACAAAGGCUCAACCACUCGAAUAUGUGGAUUCGCAAGGGACAAUCUUCGAAGGAAUACUCUAUUUACCAUAUAACGUCAGCAAAAAAAGUUCCAAUCAUGACCAUCCCGUUGUACUGGUCUUACAUGCUUUUGGAGGACGAGGAGAGUUUGAAUGCGAGAGAGCGGGAGAAUUGGCAGAGGAAGGGUUUGUUGCGCUCGCUGCUGACGUUUAUGGCAAAGGUGUACGAGGAUCCAGUUUUGAAGAAAACUUUGCGCUCAUGAAACCUUUAAUAGAGGACAGGCAAGGAUUGUUGAAGAGCCGCCUUUUGGCUGCAGUCGAAGCAGUGCGAAAAGUCCCUCAAGUCAAUCCAUAUAAGGUGGGCGCGAUUGGGUACUGCUUCGGAGGAUUGUGUGCUCUAGAUCUAGCUCGGCACAGUGUCGGCUUGAAAGCUGUUGUAUCUUUUCAUGGCACUCUUAGUCCGCUCCCAGACACUGAACUGACUCCCAUAUCAACUUCCGUCCAGGUUCAUCACGGUGACGCCGAUAUACAUAUAAAAACUCCGAUCCUCGAGUUUAUGGAAGAGAUGAGGCAAAGAGAGGCGGAUUGGUCAUUUACGUCUUAUGGAAAAGCAGAGCAUGGAUUCACAGAACCACAUAUUGGUGAACUAGGUCACAAGGGUGUCUCAUACAACAAGGAGGCAGACGUUAGAUCAUGGGCUGCUGCUAUCGCUUUCCUCAAAGAACGACUGAUGUGA